ACUCUGAUACUCUUACCAGAGCCUCAUUUGUUUCACGUCCUCUUAACGAUAUCCUCUGUUUGCAGUUAAGAAAAGCAAAUCAUGGCUGCUACCACGGUCCCAGCCGCCGCAAGGCAGCUAUCUCCUAAAGAAGCCGAUAUCCAGAUGAUGUUGGCUGCCGAGGUCCAUCUCGGUACCAAGAACUGUGAUUUCCAAAUGGAGCGUUACGUCUUCAAGCGUCGCAAUGACGGAAUUUACAUCAUCAACCUUGGCAAGACCUGGGAGAAGCUUCAGCUUGCUGCUCGUGUAAUUGUCGCUAUAGAGAACCCUCAAGAUAUCAUUGUCCAAUCUGCAAGACCCUAUGGUCAGAGGGCUGUCUUGAAAUUUGCUCAGUACACUGGUUGUCAUGCCAUUGCUGGAAGGCACACUCCUGGUACAUUCACUAACCAACUCCAGACAUCUUUCAGUGAGCCACGCCUUCUUAUCCUCACAGAUCCUAGGACCGACCACCAGCCUAUCAAGGAAGCAGCUCUUGGAAAUAUUCCUACCAUUGCUUUUUGUGACACAGACUCACCAAUGCGAUAUGUUGACAUUGGUAUUCCUGCUAAUAACAAGGGAAAGCACAGCAUUGGCUGUCUUUUCUGGCUGUUAGCUAGGAUGGUUCUUCAGAUGCGUGGUACAAUUGCUCCUGGACAGAAGUGGGAUGUGAUGGUGGAUCUAUUUUUCUACAGGGAGCCUGAGGAAGCUAAACAACAGGAAGAGGAGGAAGCAGUUGCUGCUCCUGAUUAUGGACUCCCUGCUGCAGAUUUUGGAAUGAGUGCUUUAGGAACUGACCAAUGGCCCUCCCAAAUGGGUGAUCAGUGGUCAGCUGAUGUGGUUCAGCCACCAAUUUCGGGUGUCCCUGCAAUUAACUGGGGUGAUCAAGUUGCUGUUAGCGCUGAUGUUUGGGAUCCUGCAAGUGCUCCACCACAAAUCCCUGGCCCUGGAAUCGAUGUAUCUGCUCCUGCUCCCACUGGCUGGGAGUGAGGUUUUCUUAUUUUUGCAAAUGUUUUUCCUAUUGAAAAAAAUUUGUUAUUGUGAUGGUAUCUGUGAUUUUGACACGGGUUAGUUUGUAGUUUCCAUAGACUUGAAUGACUUGCUAGAGAUUUUUGUUUUAUUCGGUCAUCCUAAGGCUUUCAGUUCUCGUA
This is a messenger RNA of Gossypium raimondii (Peruvian cotton), 1166 nucleotides long. Its product is annotated as 40S ribosomal protein SA. Gene Ontology annotation, biological process: cytoplasmic translation; ribosomal small subunit assembly. Gene Ontology annotation, molecular function: structural constituent of ribosome. Bases 82 to 1005 code for a protein of 307 amino acids. Gene Ontology annotation, cellular component: 90S preribosome; cytosolic small ribosomal subunit; ribosome. The record is from RefSeq and is a predicted model, not a curated record. The transcript is spliced from 5 exons. NCBI's taxonomy places the organism in Eukaryota, Viridiplantae, Streptophyta, Magnoliopsida, Malvales, Malvaceae.